This is a messenger RNA of Entrophospora candida, 1125 nucleotides long. The record is from the annotation of a GenBank genome assembly. NCBI's taxonomy places the organism in Eukaryota, Fungi, Glomeromycota, Glomeromycetes, Entrophosporales, Entrophosporaceae.
AAGAUUGCAAUGAUAAAUGUAAAUUCUUAUUCCCAUAUAUUCUACCAGAGCAAGAAACUAAAGCCAAUUUCCACAUAAGGUCAUUCAUUCAAUUGGCUGAAUCUUUAGAUCGUAUCCUAGUGAUACCAAAUGUUGGCUCAUCAAGAUUCGCAGCAUCUUUACCACUUUCCCCAACUUACUAUUAUGAUUUUAAUUUAUUGCAAAAAAUGUUUCCAAAUGCAAAAUUUGUUCCUCAAGAAGAAUACAAAUCAUGGAUUCAAAAGCAACCAGAUUAUAAAAAAAUUACUGCUGAACACAUUUUACUUACUGAAGAAAUGCUACAACAGCAAAAUGAACAAAAUGAACACUAUGAAAGUUUUGUAUUUGCAAACAAUUCUUCCGAUUUUUAUUAUAAAAAACAGAUGGAUUUUAUUAAUCGUCAUAGUAAUAAAAUUUUAUACAAAUUCAAAAUGAACAUAGAAAAAAUUAAAAAAAUUCGUAUUUUAAAUGAUGGAUUUCUAAAAUCAGUAAAGGGACGCGAAGAAUUUUCUAAAUUCAUGAUUAAAGAUUUAAAUUCCGAUUCACAAAUACUAUUAAUUCAUUCUAUACUGAAACAAAUAAUGUUUCCAAACACGUACGAACCAAUUCCUUACGCAGAGCAUAUAAUUAAUGAAGCUUCAAAAAUUGCUAAUCGGCUUGAAUCAUCAUAUAUUGCGAUACAUUGGAGAAUGGAAGGAGCAUUGCCGGAGAAUCUACCAAAUUGUGCCAGAAAAUUAGUUAAAACAAUACAAGGAAUAAGAAAAGACACUGGAAUAAAAAAUGUUUAUUUGGCAACUGAUGUUCCCAUAACUUGCGAGAAGAAUGGUAGUUUAAGUAUAAAUUUUCAGAGUGUUGGUAGCAAAGCACAAUCUAGCACUUUUCAUAAUGUUACAUUUUAUCACAUUAAAGCAUUGGAAAUACUAAUCUCUGCAAUAGACAUCAAAACUUGGAAAUCUUUAAAUGCUUUUGAUUAUUUAAAAUAUAUUGGAGAAGAAGAGAAAAAUAAAAGAAAUCCUUUAUUUAAAGAAUUAAAUGGUCCGGGUGUACAAGGAAUAUUAGAUAAAUUAGUUUGUAUAAAUUCAAAUUAUUUCUUGAGUGGCCCAGAAG